This is a messenger RNA of Meleagris gallopavo (turkey), 4644 nucleotides long. It is a transcript of the gene IARS1, whose product is annotated as isoleucyl-tRNA synthetase 1. Lineage: Eukaryota; Metazoa; Chordata; Aves; Galliformes; Phasianidae. Gene Ontology annotation, biological process: isoleucyl-tRNA aminoacylation. Gene Ontology annotation, molecular function: ATP binding; tRNA binding; aminoacyl-tRNA deacylase activity. The record is from RefSeq and is a predicted model, not a curated record.
GGACUUACUGCGCUGUGCGCGUGUGCCGCGCGCUGAUUGGCUGGCUGCGCCGCGUGCGCCUGCCGCCGCUUCCUGUCAUGCCUGCGCGCGGGGUUGCAUCAGCGCGGGCUGUGCGGCGGGGCGCUGAGAAAAGAAGCUCAGCAUAAGUUUGAGACCGCUGUAGUACAGUCUGCAGACCUUGAUGCCUUUGCUGUUGAAUGUGACUGUCUUUUAGAACAAAAUGGUUCAACAAGUUCCAGAAAACAUAAGUUUUCCAAAUGAGGAAGAGAAGAUCCUGGAGCUCUGGAAGAAGCUUAAUUGUUUCCAGGAAUGCCUAAAGCAGUCAAAGAACAGACCUAGGUUUAACUUCUAUGAUGGCCCUCCAUUUGCUACUGGGCUUCCACACUAUGGCCAUAUUCUUGCAGGAACAAUUAAGGACAUAGUUACCAGAUUUGCUCAUCAGAGUGGUUUUCAUGUUGACAGAAGAUUUGGAUGGGAUUGCCAUGGCUUACCUGUGGAAUAUGAGAUUGACAAAACCUUAGGCAUCAAAGGGCCAGAGGAUGUGGCAAAGAUGGGGAUUGCAGAAUACAACAACCAGUGCAGAGGAAUUGUGAUGAGAUACUCAAAGGAAUGGGAGUUCAAUGUUACCAGAUUAGGACGCUGGAUUGAUUUUGAAAAUGACUACAAAACACUUUAUCCUGAAUUCAUGGAGUCCGUGUGGUGGGUUUUCAAGCAGCUUUAUGACAAGGGACUGGUAUAUAGAGGUGUUAAAGUCAUGCCUUUUUCUACUGCUUGCAAUACCCCAUUGUCAAAUUUUGAGUCCCAUCAGAAUUACAAGGAUGUUCAAGACCCUUCAGUGAUUGUGAGUUUCCCACUGGUUGAAGAUGCAAGUAUCUCCCUUGUUGCUUGGACCACUACACCUUGGACUUUACCUAGCAAUCUGGCCCUUUGUGUUAACCCAGAACUACAGUAUGUAAAAUUGAGAGAUAAGGCUACAGGAAAGAUUUACAUCUUGAUGGAAUCCAGGCUGAUAGCACUGUACAAAUCUGACAGUGAAUACGAGAUACUGGACAGGUUUCCUGGCAUUGUUCUAAAAGGCAAGAAGUAUAAACCACUCUUUGAAUAUUUUAUUCAGUGCAAAGAUAAAGGUGCCUUUACUGUGCUGGUAGACAGUUAUGUGAAGGAGGAAGAAGGCACAGGUGUCGUUCAUCAAGCCCCCUAUUUUGGUGCUGAUGAUUACAGAGUCUGCAUGGAUUUUAAUAUUAUUCAGAAAGAUUCUGUCCCAGUGUGUCCUGUUGAUGUGUCAGGCUGCUUCACAGCUGAAGUGACCGAUUUUGCUGGACAGUAUGUGAAGGAUGCAGAUAAGAACAUCAUUAAAUUACUGAAGGAGAAAGGCAGGCUGGUUCACAACAGUAGUUACAAACACAGCUAUCCAUUCUGCUGGAGGUCAGAUACUCCAUUGAUAUACAAAGCUGUGCCAAGCUGGUUUGUAAGAGUAGAGCACAUGGUGGAGAAGCUACUGGAGAAUAAUGCCCAAUGCUACUGGGUUCCGGAUUUCGUGAGGGAGAAGCGUUUUGGGAACUGGCUGAAAGAUGCACGAGAUUGGGCUAUAUCUAGAAACCGGUACUGGGGAACACCCAUCCCACUGUGGGUCAGUGAUGACUUUGAAGAGGUAGUUUGUAUUGGUUCAAUGGCAGAACUGGAAGAGCUGUCAGGAGUGAAAGUCACUGAUCUCCAUCGGGAAAGUAUUGAUCACCUAACCAUCCCUUCACGCUGCGGCAAAGGCGUUUUGCACCGGGUCCCUGAAGUUUUUGAUUGCUGGUUUGAGAGUGGAAGCAUGCCUUAUGCACAAGUGCAUUAUCCAUUUGAAAACAAAAAAGAACUUGAAGAUGCUUUUCCUGCUGACUUCAUUGCUGAAGGCAUUGACCAAACCCGAGGAUGGUUCUACACUUUGCUGGUGCUGUCCACUGCUCUUUUUGGAGGACCUCCUUUCAAGAAUGUAAUUGUAAAUGGCCUAGUUCUUGCCAGUGAUGGCCAAAAAAUGAGCAAAAGGAAGAAGAAUUAUCCCGAUCCAAUGGCUAUUGUAAAUAGUUAUGGAGCUGAUGCACUAAGGUUAUAUCUUAUCAAUUCUCCAGUGGUAAGAGCAGAAAACUUGAGAUUUAAGGAGGAAGGAGUAAGGGACGUACUGAAGGAUGUCUUCCUGCCCUGGUACAAUGCAUAUCGCUUUCUAGUUCAGAACGUUCACAUCCUGCAACAUAAGGAUGAGGGAAGAGAAUUCCUUUACAAUGAGAACACAGUUAAGGAGAGCAAUAACAUCAUGGAUAAAUGGAUUCUUUCUUUCACCCAAUCGCUCAUUCAGUUCUUCAAAGCUGAGAUGGCAGCUUACAGGCUGUACACAGUAGUCCCUCGGUUAGUGAAGUUUGUAGACGUUCUGACCAACUGGUAUGUGAGAAUGAAUCGCAGAAGACUGAAGGGUGAGAAUGGGACUGAGGACUGCAUUAUGGCCCUGGAAACCUUGUUCAGCGUUUUGUUUUCCAUGUGCAGACUUAUGGCUCCGUAUACUCCAUUUAUCACUGAACUGAUGUACCAGAAUCUGAAGACACUAAUUGAUCCAGCCUCAGUUCAGGAGAAGAAUACUGAAAGCAUCCACUACCUCAUGCUUCCCCCAGUGAGGGAGGAUCUGAUCGACAGAAAAAUUGAAAAUGCUGUUUCUUGUUUGCAGUCUGUUAUUGAGCUUGGACGAGUAAUCAGAGACAGAAAAACCAUUCCAGUAAAGUAUCCUUUGAAAGAAGUAGUUGUUAUCCAUCAAGACCCAGAGGCUCUGGAAAACAUCAGGUCUUUGGAGAAGUACAUACUUGAGGAGCUUAACGUACGCCAGGUGACAUUAUCCACAAAUAAAGAUAAAUAUGGAGUCCGGCUGAGAGCAGAACCUGACCACAUGGUGCUUGGGAAGCGUUUGAAAGGUGCAUUUAAGCCUGUCAUGGCUGCAAUCAAAGAGCUGAAGAGUGAGCAGCUGGAGGAAUUCCAAGAGACAGGCACCAUUGUUGUAGAAGGACAUGAGCUUCAUGGGGAGGAUCUACGUCUCAUGUAUACUUUUGAUCAGGUUGCAGGAGGAUCUGCCCAGUUUGAGGCACACUCUGAUGCUCAGGUUUUAGUUCUGCUGGAUGUUACCCCAGACCAGUCUAUGGUGGAUGAAGGAGUGGCCCGGGAAGUGAUCAACCGCAUUCAGAAGCUUCGCAAAAAGCGAAAUCUGGUUCCCACAGAUGAGAUUACAGUGUACUACAGAUCAUAUCCAGAAGGUGAUUACUUGGAUACUGUCAUUAAGGAACACACAGAUUUCAUUUUUGCAACUAUAAAGGCUGCCCUGAAGCCUUACCCGGUUCCUACCUCAAAAGAAGUUCUCAUCCAGGAGACAACCCAGCUGAAGGGAUCAGAACUAGAAAUUACACUUGUCAGAGGUGGUUUGUGUGAGCGUGUUGGUCCAGCCUGUGCCUACGUCAACCUCAAAGUCUGUGUUAAUGGGACAGAGCAAGAUGGUGUGUUGCUGCUGGAAAAUCCAAAAGGAGAUAAUACCUUGAAUCUCACUGGACUUGUUGAUGCAGUCUCCUGCAUUUUUGGACUUAAAAAUUCAAAACUGACAGUAUAUAAUGGAAAAACAGAACUGAUAAACAAAACUGACUUGCUUAGUCUCAGUGGAAAGACUCUGCAUGUGACAACGGGGUCAGCACCUGCUCUCAUCAGCUCUCCUGAUGCUCUUCUCUGCCAGUAUAUCAACUUGCAGUUAGUAAAUGCAAAACCACAAGAGUGUCAGAAAGGAACAGUGGGAACGCUUUUAAUGGAAAACCCAGUUGGUCAGAAUGGAUUAACAUACCAUGGUCUUCUACAUGAAACAGCAAAAGUUUUUGGGCUCAGAAGCAGGAGGUUAAAAUUGUUCCUGGAUGAAGCAGAGACUCAGGUUCUGGAAUACUGGAAAAACACUCUUCAAAUUAGAAAUUUGAAGGGUCUUGAAGUUGGAAGGGAUCUACAAAGAUUAUCAGCUCCAACGGAACGUCCAAGUGAGAUCACAAAGGACAUCUCCAUGAAGAACCUGAACAUGAAGACUGUAUAUGUCAGUGUUAUACCCACCACAGCUGAAUGUUGAGAAUUCCAUUUUUAUGAAUAAGACCGUGUGGACUUUUUUCCACAAAAAUGAAAUCAAACUAGUAUGCUUUUAGGUUAACAUCCAAGUUGUGUAUGGUAAUUCUAGCAUCUCAGAUUGCACACAGGAUGUUUUUACCAGUGCAUGUCUAAUAUGCUGCUCUUUGGUUUCAAAUACAAUGUAUUUUCAUUGUUAUCUUACAAUAUUGUAAAAGCUGUUUGGAAACAUGUCCAACUCCUUAACCCUAGAUAUCUAUGCAGAUUUGCCUGAAAGAAAUGGGACUUGUACCUCAGUGAUGCUGUUCUCUGCCUGCCCUUCUGCAGAGGGUACCUUUGAUUUUCUAAACCAUGGGUUACCUACAAGGCUCUGUGAUGCAUAUACCCUGUGGCAAUAGCUUUGAACAUAAAGGGUUACCUGGAUUUGUUCCCUCAUACUAGCUGGAUUUUCAUGAAGUGUGUGGUUGUUGAUUUAAAAUACUCCCUGAAUUCAACAGUUUGAACAAUAAAUUCGCUUCACCUGCAAACUCA